UGAAGUGGAUUAGAAACCCUGCUACCGAGGUUGAGGUUAUUGCUGAAAAUUAACAAAUUGUAAAGAAUCCAUUUUAGGUUUUAAACUAAAAAAUGUGGCAUAAUCCUUCAUUACCACCUCCUUAAAUAAUUGUUUAUUGAAAGUUAAAGAUAUUUUUGACAAUCUUAUUAUAGUAGCCUAUAAUUAGGGCCAACAUAUUAUGUCUUCUUUGGUAGCUGACUAUGGCAAUUCUUCUGAAUCAGACUCAAGUGAUGAAAUUCAGGGAGAUAAAAAAGACAGGGUGAAACCGUCCACUGAGGCUGAAAAACUUCCGUUACCAAAAUUUGGCGAAGAUGGCGCCAAAAUCACCAACUCAGUAUUUAAAAAUCCUUUUGCUGAAGAGGAAAUCGCCAAAAGUGCCAUCUUAGAAAAACAUGUAAAAAUGAUUCCUGCCAAAGAAGAUAUUACGCAGAUUAACGGUAAACAAAUAUGUUGGAUGUAUCGUAAAGGUAGAUGCCGAUUUGGUCAUAACUGUAAGUUUGCUCACGACUCGGACCUUUAUAGCGAAGCAACCGGAGAAAACUUGGAGCAAGCCGAAUGUUCAGCAGGCGGAGAUGCUUCUACCAAAAGUGAAAAAGUGGACAAGCCAGUGGAUAGUGAAACCAAGAAAAAGAAAAGGCCAGGGCUAACCCAAGGCCUAGUGCCUGGCAAAAAAGUUAUGAAUAUGUACAAAAAACAGAAAGUCAGUACGAGCAACAAAGUAUAGUUUUCUGUAACCAUUCGUACUCUUGUUUGUGAACUUGCAUGUAUGUCGUUUAGGAUAGUCGUUUGAAACAUAUUUGACAGUGCUAUUUUAACAGUUUUAAAAUAUUUUUAUCAAUUAGUCUAAGUCGUUCAAGCACUGUUUGUUGUGAAGCCUAGCUGCACUUUCAUAUCACAUGUUUCUUAGCACUAAGUAAAUACUUUGUCAUUGCCAUUUUACAAAGUUUUAAAUAGUGUCGCAAUAAAGCUUAAAAAUCUCUUUAGCACUGCAAGUGCUUUAAUACCA
Molecule: messenger RNA, 1027 nt
Organism: Macrosteles quadrilineatus (aster leafhopper)
Lineage: Eukaryota; Metazoa; Arthropoda; Insecta; Hemiptera; Cicadellidae
Exons: 2
Coding region: 200-745 (181 amino acids)
Molecular function (GO): metal ion binding
Source: RefSeq, a predicted model, not a curated record